This is a messenger RNA of Suhomyces tanzawaensis NRRL Y-17324, 2346 nucleotides long. It is a transcript of the gene PMT6, whose product is annotated as dolichyl-phosphate-mannose-protein mannosyltransferase. Gene Ontology annotation, molecular function: dolichyl-phosphate-mannose-protein mannosyltransferase activity. Bases 1 to 2346 code for a protein of 781 amino acids. The record is from RefSeq and is a predicted model, not a curated record. The transcript has 2 exons. Lineage: Eukaryota; Fungi; Ascomycota; Pichiomycetes; Serinales; Debaryomycetaceae. Gene Ontology annotation, cellular component: membrane; endoplasmic reticulum. Gene Ontology annotation, biological process: protein O-linked glycosylation via mannose.
AUGAGCGAUUCACAAUUCUCGAGUGGAUUAGAAAGAAUUGAUGGUGAUCUACGCAAUCGUAACCAUAUCAACUCCCUAAGGACAUCAAAAACUAUCAAUCAUGAGCAAGUUGAUGAGUUAGACGAGAUCAUCACAAAGACUAAUUCACUUCGUAUCAGAGAUCAACCUCACAUAUCAUUGUGGUGGAAGAGGAACUCAAGUUGGGUUAUAAAGUAUGCAUUUCCAAUACUUUUGACUUCAUUGUCAGCAUUUGUCCGGCUUUACCGGAUUCAUACAUCAAAUAAGGUGGUAUGGGAUGAAGCUCAUUUUGGAAAGUUCGGAUCUUACUAUUUGAAGAAUGAAUUUUAUUUCGAUGUCCACCCUCCUUUGGGGAAACUUCUAGUUGGCCUCUCUGGCUAUUUGGCCAACUAUGAUGGAAAUUUUAGCUUCGAAUCUGGUGAAACUUUUCCCGAGAACUGCAAUUACGUCUUGAUGAGAUGUUUCAACUGUAUUUUUGGUAUUCUUUGUACACCAUUGGCAUACAAAACAUCCCUCUUGUUGGGGUUCAGUCAGCCUACUACUUGGUUCAUUUGCUUGCUGGUGAUUUUUGAAAUGAUUUCUCUUACUCUCUCCAAAUUCAUUCUCCUUGAUAGCAUGUUAUUGUUUUUCACCGUUUUGUCUUACUAUUGCUUGAUAAACAUACAUGUACUUCGGAAUUCUAAUUUAUUAUUGAGUUAUCAUGGAAUAAAGUGGUCAUUACUUACUGGAAUAUCUAUCGGGUGUGUGUGCUCUGUGAAGUGGGUUGGUCUCUUUGUUACGGCUUUGGUUGGAUUGUAUACUAUUUAUGACUUGUCCAUCAAAUCGUAUCAAGUUGUUUCAACGAAAACACUAUCAGCUGGUAAAUAUCUUGCUCACUGGGCGGUGCGAAUUAUCACAUUGAUACUAGUUCCGUUCAUGAUCUACUCAAUUUGUUUCAAAAUACAUUUCACGAUCUUAAGCCGCUCGGGGCCCGGUGAUGGUUCAAUUUCUACAUUAUUGCAAGCAACCUUAGAUGGAAACACAUUGAAAAAUGGACCUAGAUCAGUUGCUUAUGGUUCAUUAAUUACAAUGAGGUCUCAGGGUUUAUCACCUAACCUAAUUCAUUCACAUCCUCACACAUAUCCUGAAGGCUCACAACAACAGCAAGUUACGACAUAUGGCUUCAAAGAUGAGAAUAAUGAAUUCCUAGUUGAAUUCAACAUUGAAGAAAGCUUGAAUGGAAAUUUUGCAACUUUAGAACCGUUGGAGAAUGAUAAUAUCACCAAGACUUAUCAGCGGGUAAUUAAUGAUCAGGACACCAUUCGCUUAGUACACAAAUCUUCUGGGUGUUUGUUACAUUCUCACCCUAUUCUUGCUGCUAUACUGAAAUCCCAUUAUGAGGUUUCCUGUUAUGCGGAUUUGGAGGGAAGUGAUAUCAAGGAUGAAUGGAUAAUAGAAGUUCAAACACAAGAAGUAUCCCCAUCAAAUGAUUUCGAUGAUGAAGAUCCAACACAUAUUCAUCCAAUAUCUACAAAUUUUCGACUUCGCCAUAAGGUAUUAGGGUGCUAUCUCGCAACUACAGGUGCCUCCUACCCAGCAUGGGGCUUUCAACAAGGUGAAGUAGUCUGCAAACAGUCAUUUUUACUGAAAGAUAAAAGUACUUGGUGGAAUAUUGAAGAUCAUGAAAAUGAUAAGCUUCCUCAACCUUCAAUAAAGUACGUGCCUCCUAGGCCCAAAUUUUGGAAGGAAUUCGUAUUAUUAAACUAUGGAAUGAUGGCCUCUAAUAAUGCCUUGAUACCAGAUCCUGAUAAAUUUGAUAAGCUAAGCUCUGAUUGGUGGGAAUGGCCAAUAUUGCAUACUGGUUUGAGGAUGUGCUCUUGGUCAAUUGACGAUGUCAAAUACUUUUUGAUUGGCCACCCGUUUAUUACCUGGUUCUCAACUUUCACUUUGAUUGCGUUCAUACUUUAUUUCACAAUAGUUGUCUAUAUGAUGAGAAGGCAAAAAGUUUCGUUCGAUAUCUUGGAUUCUUAUUGGAAUGAUUUUCUUAUUCAAGGUAUUAUCCCCUUCCUUGCAUGGAUGUUUCACUACAUACCUUUUAUCUUAAUGGGAAGAGUCAAGUAUUUGCAUCAUUACGUCCCUGCAUUAUAUUUUGCUAUUUUCGUCAGUGGGUUUUUCAUGGAAAGUGUAAUCUACAAACGAGCACCAUUAUACAUUUCAUAUUUAUGUUACACAUUGGCAUACAUUCUAAUACUCGCAGGCUUUACUUAUUACAAGGAUCUUGCAUUAGGUAUGGAAGGUUCAUCGUCGAAUUACCAGCAUUUGAAGCUCUUAAGUUCUUGGAUAGUAUAG